AUUCUCCGGUGAGGAGCAUGGAUUGCGAGGUUCCGUACAAUCGAAACUCUCAGGACAGGACAGUAGGAUGGUUCAAGCCAGGCACUACAGGCAUCUGCAAGAGAUGUGCCACAAGAAUAAACAAAACCAAGAAGACGUUGCACAGCUCCUUGACCUUGAAUUUGAGGGAAGAAGGCAGUUCAUUGAUUCGGAAGCCCUAAAGGAAGCGGACAGACCAGGCAAAAUCCUUGAGGCAUACUCGUGCUUCAAGAAUAUCGACCAUGUUCUUGAUGAGCUGCGACGAAUAGUUGCGAAGGACAACGUGCACUACGUGAAAGAGCUGAGGGAGCGUUGGGCAGACUUCAGAACCAAACUCACCUUUUAUGGCAUCUACAAGAAGGCACUGAAGCCCCUGCUGGGACUUCCUGCUGAUGAGCAAGCCAUUGAUCUAAUCAUCUCACUGCCAGCUAUGUUCCCUUCCGGUUACCCUGCACCAAAGAAGAUGGCAUCUCCAUCAGAGGCACUCAUUCAUGUUCUAUCACCCACAGAGGACCCAGAUGUAUACCUAAGAAGACGGCCACUCGCCACACCGUUUGUCCUAGUGGGAGAGGGAAACUGCUUUCUCUGCGCUGGAAAUGCUCCUGUCGCAUCAUUCCCUAGGAGCGGUCUUGGGGAAUCCGUCCUAUACAUCAUGGCGUACUACUACGCUUUUCAUAUGACGUACCCGAAAUGUGUGGCAUCUGUUCUUUCGAUCCUUCAGACCGAGGUCUUGGGUGAUAAGAUUCAUGAGAAAGACCAAACCACGGCCUUUAAACGUGCCAAAGCUGACUGGCAAGCCUUUCUUGACUAG
Molecule: messenger RNA, 829 nt
Organism: Neoarius graeffei (lesser salmon catfish)
Lineage: Eukaryota; Metazoa; Chordata; Actinopteri; Siluriformes; Ariidae
Exons: 5
Coding region: 68-829 (253 amino acids)
Source: RefSeq, a predicted model, not a curated record